AUGGAAAUCAUGCAGUUGAUGACAGCAUGGAGUUCAAAUGUGCAUCAAGCUUGGAAACCCUGUGUUGACAAGAAUAAUUCGAAAGCAGAAUUUCCAAAAUCAAAUGGUUUUCUAAUAAUUGAAGCAAAUGGUGGGUUGAACCAACAACGUUUAUCGAUAUGUGAUGCAGUUGCAGUGGCUGGAUUACUAAACGCAUCUCUUGUCAUUCCAAUUUUCCAUUUAAAUAGUGUUUGGCGAGAUUCCAGCAAGUUUGGGAACAUAUUUGAUGAAGAUUUCUUCAUAAAUGCGCUCAAAAAUCAUGUUAAUGUGGUCAAAGAGCUCCCAGAAGAUAUUCGCCAGCGGUUUGACAAUAAUAUAAGCAACAUUGUGAAUUUGAGAGUAAAAGCUUGGUCAAGUCCAGCUCACUACCUUCAAAAGGUCCUUCCAAAGCUGGUGGGACUUGGGGCUGUACGCAUUGCACCCUUCUCCAACAGAUUGGCUCAGGCAGUUCCUUCAAAUGUACAAUGGCUUAGAUGCUUAGCCAAUUAUGAAGCACUAAGGUUUUCGGAACCUAUAAGAAUGCUAGCAGAGAAGAUGGUUGAUCGGAUGGUUAAAAAUAGCUCCCAGAGUGCUGGUAAAUACGUUUCAGUGCAUCUUCGUUUUGAAGAGGAUAUGGUUGCAUUUUCAUGCUGUGAAUAUGAUGGUGGGGAGGAAGAGAAACAUGAAAUGGAUAUUGCACGAGAAAGAAGUUGGAGAGGAAAAUUCAGAAGAAGGGGUAGAGUAAUAAGGCCCGGUGCAAAUCGGGUGGAUGGAAAAUGCCCAUUGACUCCAUUGGAGGUCGGAAUGAUGCUUAGGGGCAUGGGUUUUGAUAAUACCACCUCAGUAUAUGUUGCUGCAGGAAAAAUCUAUAAAGCAGAAAAAUAUAUGGCUCCACUUAAACAGAUGUUUCCACGUUUAGAAUCGAAAGAUACAUUAGCUACUCCUGAAGAACUUGCUCCAUUUAAGGGCCAUUCAUCUAGGUUGGCUGCUCUUGAUUACACGGUGUGUCUUCACAGUGAAGUAUUUGUCACAACUCAGGGUGGAAAUUUUCCCCACUUCUUGAUGGGUCACAGGCGUUAUUUCUAUGGAGGACAUGCUAAAACAAUCAAACCUGAUAAGAGGAAAUUAGCAAUAUUAUUUGAUAGUCCCAAUAUCAGAUGGGAAUACUUCAGGCGGCAGAUGCAAGACAUGCUUCGGCACAGUGAUCAUAAGGGAAUUGAAUUGAAGAAGCCCAGCGGAUCACUCUACACAUUUCCCACGCCAGAUUGCAUGUGUAAACAAGCAGAAGCAAGAAAUGAAAAUACCAACACGACGAGACCUGUUUGAUACUCUGAAUACACAAAUACUUAGGGUUACAGAUUCUUCUAUACCUGUAUUUUGUAGUGUCUUAUUCAAUUGAAUUCUUGAAUUGUUCAUUCAUUUGAGUUGACAAGAGAGUUCCUAAGGGUUUGAUUCUUUGAGGUUCAUUGACUCAGUAGAAGUGUUAGUUUGGCCUCAAUAUUCAAUGUACAUGAUAAUGUAACAGUUCACUCAAGUAAUCUUCCACUAAAUCACAUAUUUAUUGUUCUUUUCUUUU
Molecule: messenger RNA, 1594 nt
Organism: Corylus avellana
Lineage: Eukaryota; Viridiplantae; Streptophyta; Magnoliopsida; Fagales; Betulaceae
Product: O-fucosyltransferase family protein
Source: RefSeq, a predicted model, not a curated record